Coniophora puteana RWD-64-598 SS2 is the source of this 1489-nucleotide messenger RNA. RefSeq lists its product as uncharacterized. Gene Ontology annotation, biological process: regulation of peroxisome size; peroxisome fission. NCBI's taxonomy places the organism in Eukaryota, Fungi, Basidiomycota, Agaricomycetes, Boletales, Coniophoraceae. Gene Ontology annotation, cellular component: peroxisomal membrane. The coding region runs from base 74 to 1300 and encodes 408 amino acids. The transcript is spliced from 6 exons. The record is from RefSeq and is a predicted model, not a curated record.
GUCUACAGCUUACACCUCCCCCACUGCGGUCCACGGCGCUGACAUCUCUCUUUUCGCCAAUUGCUUCAAAUCAAUGUCGUCUAUCUCAUUUCCGAACAACGAGGCGGAUGACCAGUUGCCAUCAUCGUCGUCGCUCAACGACCCCAUGAACGCCCCCUUCUAUGCACCACCCCCGUUCGACACCUCCGGAUUCCAGAUGAACCCCCUCUCAGCACAUCCGCCUCGCACACCACGUACCUCCAACGCUUCAAAUACACACCAUGUGCGCUUUGACACCGACGAUCUCGACAUGUCCGCUAGCGUAUUUGAGGACCAUCACGGACAUUCUGCGGAACGCAGCCAUGAACAUGAGACCCAGCGCGAGAAGCCCCAGGAGAAGGCAGAAGAGGAGAGCGAGGAUGACGUGGACGCUGAGGAGGACGUACAGAUCAGCGAGCAGGAACGAGCAAAGGCAGCUGAGCGGCGCGUGUCGCACCAUGACGUUUGGCGAGAGAUGCUCGUUACCAGCAACGGGCGCGAUAAAGCAUUCAAAUUAAUGCAAUACUCAAUACGAGUUUACUUGCUUCUGCACACGAAGCUCCUCUUCCGUUCUGGCAAGGGCGUGUGGUCCUCAGAGCUCGUACGCAGGCUCACUACUGCUCGUAACCAUUUCUCUCUCUGUCGGAAAAUGCUCAUCCUUUUCAACUGGAUGUCGCCCCUUUCCCAAGUCCUCGCAGCUCAAAAACCCGUCCCUUUCACCUCCUCCGCAUCGUCCAUAGAACCACACAUUAUCUCCCAUCCCUUCCUACAAGCCCUCCUGUCCGCCCCACCCCCCGUCCUGCUCGAACUUAUCAACGGGCUAUCCGACGACCUCUACACGCUCUCUCGUAUGGGUCUCCUUGGCGCCCGAUUUGGCGAGCGCGCGGGGCGCCUAGCGGACUGGUGUUGGUUCUUUAGCACGCUUGCCGGACUCGUCGAGAACGGUGUGGAACGCGCCGUCGUGGGCGGCCUUCAGCGCGAAGUCGAGAACCGGGCAUAUCACGAGGCGUUUGCGGGUGCGACAGCCAAGUCGCAGCCCCGGAACACUCGCAUCGAUUCUCGCGAGCUUGCGAGGCUGCAGAAGAAGACCUACUGGCUUGAGGUAUCGCGGUGGAAGCUCAUUAUGGAUCUCAUCUUCGUUUCCUAUGACUUGUUUCGUAUCCGCCGCUGGUCAGAUACCGUCAAAUCGAUUACUGGCCUCAGCGCCGGCAUUCUUAGCUCGCUCAAAGUAUACGAUAAGCAUCGUGCGAGUCUCGUAAAGAACACUCAAAGUUCGACAUGAGACGUGCUCGCCAUUCCAUUCUCCUUUGAUCGGGGUGGUGUAUCGUACCUUCAUAUAUUGGCCUAGUCAUCUGGACUUCCUCAUACCUGCUGUCCAUUCGCUUUCAUAUAGCAUACCUAUUCAUUUAUUAUGUUCCUUAGCGCUCAGAAGAAUCCUCUAUCAUAAAUGCAUGCUUUCCCUUCAUCAAAA